AUGUCAUUGAGCAAUCUGAAUCAUAAUAGCAUAGCUUCAGCGUCCGCAAAGUCAUCAACAAUUGACUUGGGAGUUCAUGAUGCCUCAUAUUCAAAGGGGCCAUUAACGGUUCCCUUCAUUCGAGAACAAAAGUAUGGGCAAUGCAUAGGGGCUAGGGCUAGUUUAUUGGAGGAAUUGAUAACGGAAUCAACGAUUGGACCCCCUAAUUUGGUACAUUGGGGCAAAUAUUAUGGGAUGAGGUCAAAUCAUUACUUGCAUAACGAAUUUGUUGUCGAGAGAGCUAGUCGUGAGGAUAAGAGGGACGAUGAGGGCUAUGUUGGGUAUUAUCACUAUGUCAAUGGCUUGAAGUAUGAAUCCUUUGAGCGAGACAUCGAGAAUUACAUCCUAGGAGCAUUGGGAAUAGAAAAGGAAAAUGGUGAUUACUACUUUAAGAAAAAUCCAACGAAUGAAUCAUUUGCUAGUUCAAGGAAAGAAAUGAUAGUGACAUUUUGCUCUUAUAAUCUCUUUGAUAAAUCUGAUUUUAGAGUGAGGUAUGUCAUAAAUCUUAGUGGUUCGACAAAGAAGGUUGCAGCCCACAUAGACAUGUCAUACCAAAUCGUGUAUUUCUCUAGUGGAACUUACGAUAGGAAUCGUAAGAAUGCUUCAUACAACGCAGAUUCAGUUUCCAAGAUACCACGAAGCUAUUGGGAAGAAUUGAAGGCUUCGGAAAUCAUCAGGUUAUUUAUUCAGUUAGAUGAUCCUUCGAGGCUGUUAACCGCUCUUGUUAGUCUUCCAGGUAUCACAGAGACGAGGAAUACGAUUUUAAAUGCUAUAAUAACCUUAGUCAAUUUAUUACCAAGAGGUACCAGAGCUGGUACUAGGCCAUCUUUUGGUUCUUCUGUCGCUAGCGGUACAAAAAAUGAUUCCAAGUCAACCGACUAUAGGAAUUAUCUUGUGGACUCUCUUCUUAGGUUGUGCUACCUAGAUCCAAAUGGUGACAUAGGCAAUUUCGCUAUUGAUGCUAUCAAGAACAAGUAUUAUCAGAAGGAAGAUGCGAAACAGUGGGACUACGUCAUAGUGUUAAUAAUGAAAAUUCAAGCUGGAAUCAAUAGAGAGCAAGAUUUCUUAAAUCUAAUCCAUAAGCAUUUGAAAUCUAAUAUUUAUACCACUCAGCUGUCCUUGUUGUUAUCUGAACAAGUUAAGUACCUCAUAUCAAAAUCGAGUUAUGAUAAAGCUCUACUCGUGGCAAAGAAAUGCGUUCAAAUAUUAUCUUUAGACUUUGACAGUUGGUACUAUUUAGCAUUAUGUUACGUUCUAGUUGGCGAUUAUAGAAAAGCACUAUUAGUGAUGAACCACAUCCCUGUUGUCUUAUCACAUAAGCAAAAAAACAAUGAUAUCGAUACAAUAUCGGGCAUAACUGAUUGGUACAGUCGAACAUUUAGUCAUAGAUUAAAUUUACCAGAUGAGACCAUCAAUGAAAAUUUACUAAAUUCUUUUUUUCCUCCACCAAGAGUUAAUUCAAAGAUCUAUCAGAGGUAUAGGACCAGCCCUGCUCCGCCAGUUGAGGUUGAAAUGGGCUCGAUAACAAAAAUGUGGCAUGAUAUGUUAUUGUUCAAUCAAAAUUUGAGGCAUCCAAUCAAUGGUUAUCACUUCUAUCAAUCGCCUUUGAUAAAUUGUUCAGGAAAAGAAUUAUCAUCCGUCGAUCCUAUGCUAAUCAGAAUAUGUGGACCGUCGUCUGCAAAGAAUUUGUUAGCUUCACAUUCCGCAGGGACACCUUCUACUUCAAUUCUUGAUAUUAAUUACAAAUCGACAUGGGGAAGAUGCUAUGAUCUUUUAUCAUUAAUUAUUGCACAAGUAGGCUGGGACGAAUUAGUUCGUAUUAAAGAGUCUUCAUUUAGUGGAAAGGAAUCCAAUUCAAGUUCAAAUCAAGCAUACGUCGUUAACAAUGACUCAAGCUCACUUCAAACAGCUUCAUGUGAUCCAUGGCUAGAUCAAUUGUUCUUAAUAUUAUAUGAGGAUUUGAGGGUAAUUAUGACAAUACGCUCCAGGGAAAAUCAGCAACACAGUGCUCUUGAGUGGGAAAUGUUAGGCUUACUCGGCUGGAACGUAAAAUAUGGGAUUAAAGAAUCCAUUGGCUCAUUAAUUACGAGUGUGAUGGGAAAAUCUAUGGAGGGCCUUUUUGAUUAUUUUGGAACUGUGCAAUUGCUUGAAAUUUAUGAUGAGUUCGUGUUGAGUGACGUAAGUGGCUCUCAUUUGGAUGUCUAUCACGACGUAUAUGAUAAUAAAUUUUAUGCUACAAAGCUUGCAUUACAGCUGACUGGACAAGCAUACACUGAGUUCGUAAGUUCUUUAGAAAAUGAUUUUUUGACACUCGAUUUUAUGCUUUUACAAUUAAUUAAAUUGGUAAGUUGGAACUUAAGGUGGUAUCAAUAUGCUACGAACUAUUUAGUUAUGAAGAUAUUGACCAAAUUGAUUUUCAAACAUGAUUCAAUCUUCAUAAGAAGCCAGUUGAAAAUGAUUGUUGAACAAAAUAAAGCUGCAAAUACAAAGAAGAGUCUGUAUUCAUUCUCUACACUCUUUGGAUAUACAACCCAAAAGAAACAAGUUGAAAAGUUUGAAUUUUUGGAAAAGGACACCAUUCUUGACUACCUUGAAGAGAUGCUAACAUGGAUUGAGAACAUAAAAGAUUCAAACCCUUGA
Priceomyces carsonii is the source of this 2679-nucleotide messenger RNA. It is a transcript of the gene CHS6, whose product is annotated as Chs6p. Gene Ontology annotation, biological process: Golgi to plasma membrane transport. The record is from RefSeq and is a predicted model, not a curated record. The coding region runs from base 1 to 2679 and encodes 892 amino acids. Gene Ontology annotation, molecular function: protein binding. The transcript has a single exon. NCBI's taxonomy places the organism in Eukaryota, Fungi, Ascomycota, Pichiomycetes, Serinales, Debaryomycetaceae. Gene Ontology annotation, cellular component: exomer complex.